Pipistrellus kuhlii (Kuhl's pipistrelle) is the source of this 2341-nucleotide messenger RNA. RefSeq names its product RAN binding protein 3 (gene RANBP3). Gene Ontology annotation, biological process: protein export from nucleus. Gene Ontology annotation, molecular function: GTPase activator activity. Gene Ontology annotation, cellular component: nuclear pore; cytoplasm. The transcript is spliced from 19 exons. The record is from RefSeq and is a predicted model, not a curated record. NCBI's taxonomy places the organism in Eukaryota, Metazoa, Chordata, Mammalia, Chiroptera, Vespertilionidae. Bases 168 to 2057 code for a protein of 629 amino acids.
GUGACAGCAACGCGGAGCUCCACUCCGCGCCAGGCUCGGCGCGCAGGCGCGAGCUGCCCUCCUCUCCCGGAGUCGGCUUGGGAAGUGCGCACGCGCGAGAGUUUCUGGCAGAAAGCAGGCGAGCGGCGGCCAGCGCGCAGCCUUGUGGGAGGGCUUGAGGAAGUAAAAUGGCGGACCUGGCGAACGAAGGUAGGGGAGGCGCCGUCGAGGUCCAGCUGGCGGCCGGCGAACGGGCGGGGGAAGGUCCAAAGUCCACAGGCCCGAGGGAAAAACCUGCCAUUGCUCCGCCCGUCUUUGUGUUUCAGAAGGAUAAAGGACAAAAGUCCUCUGCAGAGCAAAAAGACUUGUCGGAUUCGGGAGAGGAGCCUCAGGGGGAGGCUGAGGCUCCCCACCAUGGCCCAGGUCACCCUGAGUCAGCUGGUGAGCAUGCUCUAGAGUCUCCUGCCCCUGCUAGCGCUUCAGCCAGCGCUCCUGAAGCCCAGCUUCCUCCUUUUCCACGAGAACUGGCAGGGUUGCAGGCACCAAACCAUAGGCACAAGAAGAAGUCAUGUUCAGCCAAGAGGUCAGCUGGAGGCUCCAGCCCUGAAGGUGGUGAAGAUUCUGACAGAGAAGAUGGAAAUUACUGCCCUCCUGUCAAGCGAGAAAGGACGUCCUCUUUAACCCAAUUCCCACCUUCACAGUCAGUAUCAAAAAACAAUGUUUUUAUGCCAUCAACCUUCUGCGAGCCAUCUGCAGGCAAUUCUGACUCAGAACCAGAGGAAAAGAGCAGUGGGUUCCGGUUGAAGCCACCAACGCUGAUCCAUGGCCAGGCACCCAGUGCAGGUCUGCCAAGCCAGAAGCCCAAGGAGCAGCAGCGGAGUGUGCUUCGCCCUGCAGUGUUACAAGCCCCACAGCCAAAGGCACUCUCACAGGCCGUUCCAAGCAGCAGCACCAAUGGGCUCAGUAUCCCAGCAGACUGCACAGGAACAGCGACAUCGACAUCACUCGACAACCCCACACAGAGAAGUCCACCUGACGAGGCACCAGCACCUGAGGAGAAAGAGCCCCAGAAAAAUGAGUCUAGCAGUACUUCUGAGGAGGACAGCUGUGAGAAAAAAGAGCAAGCUGCACAACAAGCGUUUGUAUUUGGGCAGAACUUGAGGGACAGAGUUAAGUUAAUAAAUGAAAACACUGAAGCAGCUGACAUGGAAAAUGCCGGACACCCCAGUUCAGAAACGCCAACCGCAACCAACUAUUUUCUUCAAUAUAUCAGCUCCAGUUUAGAGAACUCGACCAAUAGUGCCGACGCCACCAGCAACAAAUUUGUAUUUGGCCAGAACAUGAGCGAGCGCGUACUGAGCCCACCCAAAUUAAAUGAGGUCACUUCAGAUGCCAACAGGGAGAACUCAGCUGUCGAGUCUGGGUCUGAGUCUUCAUCCCAGGAGGCCACCCCUGAGAAAGCUAAUAACAUUGCAGAGUCGCUGGCCGAAUCGGCAGCCGCCUACACUAAGGCAACAGCGAGGAAAUGUUUGUUGGAAAAAGUGGAAGUCAUCACCGGGGAGGAAGCAGAGAGCAACGUGUUACAGAUCCAGUGUAAGCUGUUUGUCUUUGACAAGACCUCGCAGUCUUGGGUGGAGAGAGGCCGGGGACUGCUGAGACUCAACGACAUGGCUUCGGCUGACGAUGGGACAUUACAGUCCCGACUAGUGAUGCGGACCCAGGGUAGCUUGCGACUGAUCCUCAACACCAAGCUGUGGGCCCAAAUGCAGAUUGACAAGGCCAGUGAGAAGAGCAUUCGCAUCACAGCCAUGGAUACCGAGGACCAGGGCGUGAAGGUCUUCCUGAUCUCGGCCAGCUCCAAGGACACGGGCCAGCUAUAUGCCGCUCUGCACCACCGCAUCCUGGCCCUGCGCAGCCGCGUGGAGCAGGAACAGGAGACCAGAACACCUGCACCCGAGCCUGGGGUGGCCCCAUCCAAUGAGGAUGACAGUGACGAUGACGACGUCCUAGCUCCGUCAGGGGCCACAGGAGGCGGCGCUGACAACGAAGGGGACGGGCAGACAGCUGGGAGCACAUAGCGCCGGGAGUUGGCCACCCGGGAGCCUGCUGCUUUGUCCGUCUGUCCACCCACCCGCCCGCCCCUCUCCGGCUUUGUCGAGGUGCGGGGCCCCGGGAACCACACUCCCCGCCGGGUUGGCCACAGUCCGGAUCCGCAAGGCCCGUUCAGAAGCAGACUUGGGAACUGCUUGAAUGUGGUUUGGGACACGAGACCUCAUCAUAUUGAUGAGCAAAACAAAAAGAACAUUUCUUCCCUCCCUCCUUUGAAUUGAAAUGGCACAUUAAGACUUGUCACGGCUUCUCA